CGACGUUUGACACAUACCCAAGCUCCCAUCCCCAAUCGCCACUCCACAACGUCAAGGUGCGUUCCCGUCUACGAUUCCGAAGCCAUUGAGCCGCUCGACUCUUGUCUCCCGCCGCGCACGAACCGAAUUGACCUCGCGCAGAUGCUCUCCCGCGCCGCCGUCCGUACCACGACCUCUCUGGUCACCAAGCGAGGCUUCCAGACCACCCGCGCCCGCCUCUCCUCGCCCUACCACUACCCCGAGGGCGCCUACAGCAACAUCCCCUUCAACCCCCGCAGCAAGUGGUUCGGCGUUGGAUUCUGGACCUUCAUGGCCACCGGCUUCUUCGCUCCCUUCGGCAUUUCCGUCUGGCAGACCUACAAGCCUACCUAA
Fusarium falciforme is the source of this 372-nucleotide messenger RNA. Its product is annotated as Cytochrome c oxidase subunit 8, mitochondrial. Bases 142 to 372 code for a protein of 76 amino acids. Gene Ontology annotation, biological process: mitochondrial electron transport, cytochrome c to oxygen. Lineage: Eukaryota; Fungi; Ascomycota; Sordariomycetes; Hypocreales; Nectriaceae. The record is from RefSeq and is a predicted model, not a curated record. The transcript is spliced from 2 exons.